Molecule: messenger RNA, 2186 nt
Organism: Haliotis rufescens (red abalone)
Lineage: Eukaryota; Metazoa; Mollusca; Gastropoda; Lepetellida; Haliotidae
Product: TBC1 domain family member 23-like
Exons: 17
Coding region: 15-2054 (679 amino acids)
Biological process (GO): retrograde transport, endosome to Golgi
Cellular component (GO): trans-Golgi network
Source: RefSeq, a predicted model, not a curated record
CACGUCAAAGCAAGAUGGCGGAGGCCGAGUUUGAGGAAGAUACGAUAUGGAUGACGGAGCUAGAGACGGCUCUGGUGGAGGAGUGCGACUUUGGUACACUGAGGAACAUCUGCAAGGGACGGAGCGUUCCGGAACACCUGAGAGGAGAGAUAUGGCAGAUCUGCCUGGGGGUACAAGGGAAGGGGGAUGCGUUGGCAGCCUUCGACGGUCUGUACGACAUGGAGGAACAGGGCCCACUCCGGGAGGACUGUGCUGCUCUUGUAGACAAACUUGGCAAUGAAGAAGAAGACAAAGUGUCGAUUGUGUCGGACCUAGAGUCCAUCGUCACGUUCUACUGCAAGUCCCGCGGUGAGACGUACACAGCAUCUAACGGCUGGCUGGAGACAAUACAACCCCUCUUGGCCCUCAAACUGUCCCGAGCCGAACUCUACAACUGCUUCUAUGCCAUACAGAACAAAUAUAUUCCCAGGGACUGCCUGAAGACCAGUGGAGCGUUCCAUCUGUUCCGCCUACUGCUGCAGUACCACGACCCAGAGCUCUGCUCCUUCCUCGACACCAAGAAGAUCACCGCCGACCUGUUUGCUAUGCCCUGGUUUCGCUGUCUAAUAAGUGCGACCUGUGACCUCCCGGUGACCCUGAAGAUGUGGGAUGUGUAUUUCCAGCAUGCCGACCCGUUCCUGGUGUUCUUCCUGGCACUGGUCAUACUGGUGAACGCCAGGGAGAUUAUUCUGUCUUCUGACGAGGAAUCAAAACAAAUUAUCGCAGAGAAGAUUGUGUCCUUCCCAUCAGGCCUUGAGGCAGAGGACAUUGAGGACUUCUGCUCCCUGGCACAGUACUACGAGACAAAAACACCGCAGUCUUUCAGGAGGGACUACCAGAUGCCGCUGUUUGGGACGUCCCUGGCGCCAGUGCAGGAGGGGGUUGGGGAGCAGGUGGGGCAGGCGCUGUGUCUCCCCGUGUCCGUCAUGGAACUCCUGCAGGCUAGCGAACUGGCAGCGGAGGAUGGAGUGCGAUACUUCAUCGUCGACUGCCGGCCAGCGGACCAGUACAACAGCGGACACCUACCCACAGCCUUCCACCUCGAUGCUAACUUGAUGUUGCAGAACCCAGUGGAGUUCAGCACGGCUGUUCAUGCGCUGUUUGCCACACGGAGCUCUGCACUCGCCACAGGUUCAGUGGCAGCAGGGGAACACCUGUGUUUCCUGGGCAGCGGGCGGGAGGAGGAGGACCAGUUUGUCAACAUGGUGGUGGCCAACUUCCUGCAGAAGAGUCAGCAGUACAUCAGCAUGGCAAGGGGAGGCUAUGCUGCCCUGCACCAACUGCUGCGGGAUAACCUUGGGGAGGGACUUGUCAAUCACAACAGUCGGACCUGCAUCGCAUGUUCCCCCGGCACUCCAAGCAGCGCCAGUGACGCGGAAAACAGCGACGACUUCGCCAACAGUAAAACACUGACCCGGGACCUGUUUGGGAAGCUGUCGACAGUGGUCAAGAGCAAGUCAGUGGAGAUGAAGGAGAAACUGGCCAACUACAUCAAAAACGACCAGACCCCAAUAGAGAGGCAUGUGAGCAACACAGACAGGCUGGGCAAGCGAUACAGGAACAUGGCCAACGUCUUCACGAUCGGGGAUGAUGAUGAAGGAGAAGACAACAUGAUGCUGCCGGUGUCGGAUGAUGAGCCGAAGGAAGUGGUGAGCCUGGACACCUGGCUGCAGAAGCCUGACGUGGCCUACAGCUGUCAGUGCCAGGAGGUGCUGGGCAAUGGCUACAUGUUCCCCAGCUACCUUCUGGUGACGGCAUCCCACCUAUAUGUCCUCCGAGACAUCCCCAAGAAGAAGGGCAUGGCCUACAUCCAAGCUCGCCGCGCCCUCGGCAGUGUCGUCAAAAUAACAUCCAAAAAGAAACAUCCAGACUUCAUCACAUUCAAGUACGGCACAAGUGAGGACGAGGGCUUCCACAUCACAGACAUGGACAGGUUCAUCAUCAGCAAGGCCGGCGAUGCCACCAGGAUCAUCAAGCAGCAGAUCAUGAAGGUGUUGGACGCACUCGACAGCUAGCGGGGACUCGACAGCUAGCGGGGGACUCGACAGCUAGCGGGGACUCGACAGCUAGCUAGGGGACUCGACAGCUAGCGGGGGGACUCGACAGCUAGCGGGGGGACUCGACAGCCAGCGGGGGGACUUGACAGC